AUGUUUCCUUUGCAACGUUUAAUAUUUCGUAUGAAACGUUAUUUUCUUCGAUUUAGUAUUGCAUGUCAUAAGCGACAUAAAUUUAAUCGUUUAUUUCGACUUUGUCUUAUUCUUAUUGUUGGCCUUCUGAUUUUAAAUAUAGUUAAUGGUGUACUUUUUUCAACAAUAUUAUUUCUUCAAGAAAGUUCGGAUGAGCCCGAUUACGAUCUUGACACACGUCCAUAUUAUAAAACAAUCGAAAUGGAAAAACGUUUUGAUAUAUCAGGAAAUUAUUUAAUUGUACAAAAUUUUAUGCGAUAUCAAAGUAAUCUAACAAAAAAUGCUCACUUACUGGCACUUAAUUUACAUACCAAUAUUGAAAAUCUUCAUCUUUUACUAAAUCAUACUAAAGUUUGGGAUGGACCAAUAUCAUUAAGUCUAUAUGUCAAAGGUAUACGAGCUAGUGAUGAUAUUGAUUAUGCAUCGAUAUGGCUCCGAUGCAAUCGCAGAUUAUUCAAGGUACUAAAUAUUCAUCUUGUAAUGUCAGCAACAGCAUAUGAACGUUCAAUAUCGAAUCAACAUCAUUCUCAUAGUAUUAAAUAUGCCGUCCGUUGUCAACAACUAACCUAUAUUAAUCAUACUGAAGAAACUGAUUCAACUCCAUAUCCAUCAAAUCUUCUUCGUAAUAUAGCUCGUUUGGGCACAACACCAUCCACUGUUCAAUAUAUUCUAACACUUGAUAUCAAUAUAUUUCCUGUUUCGGACUUAUUUCAUCAUCUUGUUUCAUUCUAUACUCAAAUAAAACUGAUCGAAGAAUUUAAUCGCACACUUUAUGUUAUUCCAGCGUUUGAAAUUCAUAUCGAUACCGUAAAACGUGGAACGCCAUUACCACAAAACAAGCGUGAAUUAAUUUUACUAUGGAACGAUAAUCAAUUACAGCCAUUACAAGCCGAUGUUUGUCCUACAUGCCAAUUUCUAACAAAUUAUCAAGCAUGGAAACAAGAAGCGAGUGAAGAUAAAAUAGUUCCACUCUUUCGACCUCAUUAUUCACAACCGUGGCAACCCUAUUAUAUCGGACCCAAAGAUGUGCCAACGUUUGAUGCACGUUUCAAAUCUCAUGCGCAUGCUAGAAUAAGUCAAUGUUGUGAAAGUUUUAUGGCUGGUUAUGAUUAUGUUGUAUUAAAUAAUGUUUAUCUAUAUCGAUUAGGAUUUCUUGAUAAAUCUCAAUUACCAGCAACAGAAUUCAUGGACGAUGAUACAUCAGUUUUACUUUUCGAUCAAUUUCUUGAAGAUCUAGCAAAACAUUAUUUAAAUACAACGAGAAAAUAUAUGGAAAGAGAGGAAAUAAUUAAUUCGAUAGAUACACAUUUAAUUAGUGCACCUCCAUCUCGAACAAUUGAAAAUCGUUUAAAGCAUUUUUUGGGUUUUCCAAAAUCUAUAAAUAGUGAAUAUAUUAAUGAUGAUGAACAAUGUUCUUGGUCUUCGAAUACACUUCUAUGUGCAACUGUCUUUCUUGAAGAUGCAGUUAAUUAUCAAUGUAUAACGCAUAAAAUAACAGAAAAAUAUUUAUUAAUCCACCGAUGGUGUUCAAGUCCGAUGAUAAAAAAAAUCCAUCAGAUAAUGUUAAUAAUUAAUCUUUGCUUGGCAUUUUUUGAACGACCAUCUUCGUUUAGCGAAACAUCAGAUGUUCGUGAUAAACCUGAUCGAAUUAAUUUUCCAUUUUUUAUUUUAAUGGUUGUUGAAGGUGUAACACUUGUUUGGUUUAGCAUUUAUAUUUUUACGAAAAUUGCGUGUGUUGGUAUAAAACAGAUUCAACGGCGAUUUUGGAUAAUUAUUUUUUUAAUUGUUGUCAUCUAUUCAUUAUGUGAAUGGUUUGUAAUGUUAGUCUUUCUUAAUCAACUAUAUCACGGUAUUCGUCUACGCCGUAUUUUUCGUCCUGUAUUUAUGAUUGAAUCAUCGCCAUUGAUGAAAAAAGCAUUUCAAGCUUUAAGUGCAAAUGCUUUAACUAUUAUUGCUUCUAUUUCUUUGGCGCUUAUUCAUAUUCUUUUCUUUGCUGCUAUGGCUAUGUUUCUAUUUCCACGAUCCGAUAAUCGACCAGAUAGUCAAGGCAGUACUUAUUUUUCUACUUUGCAUGAUGCAGUUCUUCACUUACUUGUGCUUCAUUCAACAGCGAAUAAUCCUGAUGUAAUGAUGCCUGCUUAUUCGGAUUAUCGUUUGAAUGCAUUGUUCUUCAUAAUUUUCGUUAUUAUUGGAAUUUAUUGGAUACAAAAUAUCGUAACAGCAGUAGUUUACCGUGCCUUUCGAGGUUAUUUUUUAAGUUCAAUUGUUAACUCUCAAUUGCGACGACGAAUAGCUGUUCGAGCUUCGUUCGAAAUAUUGAAACAACGUACGACACAUGGAGGUUUGAUUGAAACAAGAGAUACUGUACCAAUAUCAGUUGUUCAAACUGUAUUAAAUUGUGCAUCGAUGAAUAAAUGGCAUACCAAAUGGAUUAGUGAACGAUUAUCUGAAUUAAUGCUUGAGAAUGAGACAAUUAAUCUUGAUCAAUAUUCUAAUACAAUGAAAUUAUUAGAUUUAAAUCCUAAAUUAUCACCAGAACUUCACAUUCAAACAUUAGGUGGCAAUAUGCUCGAUCGUUGUAAAGCUAUUUGUCGUUCGAAAUACUUUGAUUUAAUUGGUACAAUAUUUGCUAUAUUAAGUGUUCUUUUUGUUACAAUUGAAGUUAGUAAUCGUCCUGUAAAUACGGAUUACAUGGAUUUAGUUGCAUUUACAUUACCGAUGGCAAUAGCUAAUUGUUGCUUUUUAUUUUAUUUCGCUCUCGAAAUAAUUCUUAAAGCAUGGGCAUUUGGGCCACUUAAUUUUUUUCGUUCAUCAACUAUGUGUAUAUUAGAAGCGACCGUCGCAUUUACAUGUUUCAUAUUACAAGUUAUAUUUUUGGUAAUACAUGGCACACCGAUUGUUUCAAUGAUUUAUCUUGAAAUGGUAAAGAAACAAAAACCGAUUUUCUCACUUUGGGCUGCAAUAAAAGUGUGCAAUAUGCUAUUCAUCUAUCGAUUAGUUCGUUUCUUACCGGCAUCAAAAAAUAUUCGAAUUAUUGUUGGAACAAUUUUUGAUGAAUUUCGAAAUGGUGGAGCUUUCUUUGGCCUUCUAUUCAGUUUUUAUUAUGCAUAUUCAAUUCUUGGAAUGGAAUUAUUCGGCGGUGUCAUGGAUGAUUUUUACAUACGUUAUAAUAAAUCCAAUAUAACAAUUUGUGGUACUUAUGAACAGCUUGAAUAUUGGCCAAAUGGAUUCGAUGAUUUCUAUUCAUCGAUAAUAACGUUGUAUAAUGUAAUGGUUGUAAAUCAAUGGGAUAUUUUCGUUGACGGAUUUCGCAAUGCAACAAACUCCUAUUGGAGCGAAUUAUAUUUUAUAUUUUGGUAUUUAUUUGUAACAAAUAUUGGACUCAAUGUUUGUCUUGCAUUGAGUGGCGAUAUUCAUGAUGCUAAAAAACAACGAGCUGAUCAAAACGAAGAAUUAAUCGUAUCGAAUAUGUAUGACAUUUAUCGAUCUCAAAUAAAAGAACCAUCUUCAGAAGAAAUUACAGACCAAUUAAACAAACAUCCAUAUAUCAAUUUUUGUCAGCGUUCUGCUGAAGGCAUUAAUCUAUCUUAA
Messenger RNA from Rotaria socialis, 3630 nucleotides. The record is from the annotation of a GenBank genome assembly. Lineage: Eukaryota; Metazoa; Rotifera; Eurotatoria; Philodinida; Philodinidae.